Molecule: messenger RNA, 1552 nt
Organism: Erinaceus europaeus (western European hedgehog)
Lineage: Eukaryota; Metazoa; Chordata; Mammalia; Eulipotyphla; Erinaceidae
Product: kininogen-1-like
Exons: 11
Coding region: 124-1431 (435 amino acids)
Biological process (GO): negative regulation of blood coagulation; negative regulation of endopeptidase activity; positive regulation of cytosolic calcium ion concentration
Cellular component (GO): blood microparticle; extracellular region
Molecular function (GO): cysteine-type endopeptidase inhibitor activity
Source: RefSeq, a predicted model, not a curated record
CAGAGUACCAGAGUCCUGAGGCAGAAGAGAAACAGGACUGGGGAUAGUUAAAAUCAGCAUCCCAGUUGGCUUUCAAGUUUUGGGGGAAAUAUCCCUCAACAUUGAGAAGGAGACAGUUCAGUCAUGAAAUUAAUUGUCUUCCUUUUCCUCUGCUCCAGGCUGGUAUGGAGUUUAACCCUGGAGUCCUCACAGGAAAUUGACUGCAAUGACCCGGAUUUGUUUAUGGCUGUGGAUGCUGCUCUGAAGAAAUAUAACGAAAGAACUCAAACUGGCAACCAUUUUGUGUUGUACCGAAUAACUGAGGCCACCAAGACGGAUGACGCUGACCCAUCCUAUUCCUUCAAGUACCUAAUCAAGGAGGGCGAUUGUUCUGUUCAAACUGGCAAAUCCUGGCAGGACUGUGACUACAAAGACUCUGCAGCUGCUGCCACAGGAGAAUGCACAGCCACCGUGGGAGAGACGAAACAUCAUAAAUUUGUUGUGACAAACCAGACUUGCCACAUUACUCCAGCGGCCAGUGCUAGGAUGGUAGACCCGACUGGGUGCCCUGGCUGUCCUUCCCCCAUAUCAUCUUCGGACCCUGAACUGCAGUCUGUCCUGAGACACGCCCUUCAGCACUUCAACACCCAUAACAAGCAGCCCCACCUCUUUUCUCUCAGAGAAAUAAAAAGUGCUCAGAUGCAGGUGGUGGCUGGAGUGAACUAUGAUGUUGUUUACUCAGUUGGGCAAACUAAUUGUUCCAAGGAGAGAUUUCCAGCCCUAACUCCACACUGCCAGCUCCUCUUGAAUGGUGAUUUUGGUGAAUGUACAGAUGAAAUAUAUGUGAGUCUUUCAAACAGUAUCGCCGGAUUCUCCCAGAAAUGCGACAUUUUCCAAGGAGAGGAUUUUGUAAAACCACGUCACAGGUUGUGCAUUGGCUGCCCUGAGGAGAUACCCGUGGACAGUCCAGAUCUGAAGGAGGCUCUGACUCAUUCCAUCCGAAAGCUUAAUGCUCAGCACAACGGAGCUUUCUACUUCAAGACUGACACUGUGACUAGAGCAACAAAACAGCUGGUUGCUGGAGUGAAAUAUUCUGUGACGUUCACCGCCAGGGAAACCAUGUGUUCCAAGAGCAGUAACAUAGAGUUGAUUGAGAAUUGUGACAACAACAAAGCUGGGCAAGUUCUAACCUGUGAAGCUGACAUUGUUAUCGUCCCUUGGAAGAACCUUGUCACCCCUACUGUCAACUGCCAACCACAAGAAAUGAUUUCAAUGAUGCAAAGGCCUCCAGGUUUUUCACCUUUCCGAGCAGCAGUAAUGAUGGAAACAAAACAAGGAAAAACUAGACACCUAAAGUUCUGUGAAUACAAGGACCAAGCUCACAAGUCUCUGAGGCAAAGCCACCAGCCUCAAGUGAAGUCUCAUGACCAGCAAGCAGAAUCUCCACAAUAACCCCCAACCUCUGUCAGCAGCCCUGAGAGGAAGGACAAGAAGGGAUAGAAUUUCACUUGAAAGAAAUGCCAUUUUAGUCAUGCUGUUGCUGUGCAAAAUAAAGUUUAAUCUUGACCACUCA